This is a messenger RNA of Kuraishia capsulata CBS 1993, 1866 nucleotides long. RefSeq lists its product as uncharacterized. NCBI's taxonomy places the organism in Eukaryota, Fungi, Ascomycota, Pichiomycetes, Pichiales, Pichiaceae. The record is from RefSeq and is a predicted model, not a curated record. Gene Ontology annotation, molecular function: protein binding. The transcript has a single exon. The coding region runs from base 1 to 1866 and encodes 621 amino acids.
AUGGACCAGCGGUUUCACGAGUUUCUGGAGGAAAGCCCGAUUCAAAAAUACUUCCCCGACCAAGCCGACGUUGAUGACCAGACAUUGCCUGAGAUUAGAAAGGUUAUCUCCGAGAACGACGCGGAACUAGCUUACGCUCUAGCUGAAGAACAUCUAUUCGGUAUGACUUACCCCAAAAAUGUCUCUUGGGCUGUUGCGUGCUACGAGCAUGUGGCUACAACCACGCGGAAUGCUUCUGCCAACUUCAUGUUAGGAGUGAUAUACGGAUCUGGCCUAUUCGGCCAAGUGGAAAUGGAUCAUUCAAAGGCCUUGGUUCACUAUACUAUUGCGUCUGAGCUGGGAGAUAGGCGAGCUACGAUGGCUUUGGCGUAUCGAUUCUACGCUGGAAUAGGCACUCCGAGGGACUACGUAAGGGCCAUGAUGUACUACCGGUCUGUUGUUGAAGAUCUGAUACCGUUUUUAGCGAGUGAUAGUGACAUUGGUGGACAACACCUUCCUGACUACAAAAUACGAUUGAGCGAUGCUGGUGGAGGUCUAUAUGGAGAGGGAGCUUCAUUAAUCUCCAGUUCAUAUACGAAUUUUGAGGAUUUGGAAGACGGUUCCAUCGCCUCAGAACAUUUCAGCGACUCAAUGCGCUAUUACGCUCAGGGUCUUUACUCCCAUUCGCUCGAAGAAGCAUACAAUUGUUUCAACACGGCCAUGAAUUCUGGGACCAGCCAUGCUUCAGAUCCUCUUUCUCUCUCUGAUGAUCCAUCAGUACGGGUGAUAGGUCGGUGUGUUGCGCAUUUGGGCCAUUUGUACCUGCGGGGUGAAGGAUGUGAACGAAACUACACCAAAGCAGGAGAUUUUCUGAGUGCGGCCUUGAAUCUUGUUGAUGACCCCAGCGUGGUGAGAAGGGCAGCUUAUGAUCUUGGCUUGUUGUUCAAAAUUGACGGUGUUAACUCUGCUGAAUGGUUGCCUCCAAAGGAGGCGGUUAGAGCUGCCUUUGACAACAAGUUUAUCUCCAACCCCGAUAAUCCCAACUCAUUGGAUUCCAGCAAAGUUUUUUUCUAUAUGGCUCAAUUGGCCGGAAAUAUGGAAGCAAUUGUGGAACUUUUUCCGAACUGGAUAUCCAUGCGAGAUAUCAGUCCGCAGGUGGUAAGACGGGGAUCAAACCCGUAUCAUUGGCUCACUCUUGCACAGUAUCAUGAGCAAAAUCUUGAUAUAGCGAAUGCGGCUUAUCUGUACAAACGCAUAGCUGAAUCUGUUGAAGAAGAAACCUCUCCGUUGAAAUGGACCUGGUAUCAGUUCACUCGAAAAAUAGGUCGCCGUUAUGAUCUCUCUCUGAUAGGACUCACAAUUGCUGCAGAACAGGGUUAUGAGUCCGCUCAAUCCUCACUGGGCCAACUUUUACUUCCAAUCAAAUCUUUUUUCCAGGAUUUGGAAGCUGAGUGCAAAGAAACGUAUCUAUUGGCUCUGAAUUACUUCAGCAGGGCUGCCGACCAGGCCAAUUAUGAUGCAAUGCUCUUUCUGGGUGAUGUCUACUACAAAGGAGUUACGAUAACUUCAGAUGGAACGAAAAUUCCCCCAGACUACAGAAAAGCCGGUGAUAUGUACCAUGAGCUUCUCCAGCGCAAGGAGUGUGUUCAGGCUUAUUUCAAUCUGGGAUACAUGUAUGAGCUUGGAAGGGGAUUUUCCCAAGAUUUCCAUCUGGCAAAAAGGUUUUAUGACAUGGCCGACGAAUUGGGUGAGAAAAGCGAUGAUCCCAAGAAUAAAGCCUACUUUUUAUUGGCUUUCGCUAAGGCAAAGCUCUGGCUGAAAAUGCAUCUUGGGAUACAUAAUUGGUUUGAGUGGGUGCCGAAACUAAUGAGAAGCGAUGAUUUGUAA